UCCAACCUCUCUGCACUCAGCUGUGAAACCCUCUUCAUCCCCUGAACGCCUCACGGAGCCCAGUCACACCAGUGUCACCAGGACCUGAGAGUAACACCGGGACCAGAACCAGCACCGGGACCAGAACCAGGACCAGAACCAGCAGCAUGGCGCUCACCAACGACCCCAACUACAGGAAGCUGGAGCAGUGGUACAAAGCUAACGCUGGCAGCCUCAACAUGAGGGAGCUGUUCGAGUCCGACAGGGAGCGGUUCACCAAGUUCAGUACGACUCUGGAGACGGACGAUGGCGAGAUCCUGUUGGACUUCUCCAAGAAUCUCAUCAACCAGGAAGUGCUGUCCAUGCUGCUCGCCAUGGCGAAGUCGAGGGGAGUGGAGGAAGCCAGAGAGAAGAUGUUCUCUGGAGAGAAAAUCAACUUCACAGAGGGUCGCGCCGUGCUCCACGUCGCUCUGCGUAACCGCUCCAACACGCCCACCGUGGUGGACGGUAAGGACGUGAUGCCGGAGGUGAACCGGGUCCUGGAGAAGAUGAAGGCGUUCUGUCAGAGAGUUCGCAGCGGCGAGUGGAAAGGCUUCAGCGGGAAGAGCAUCACUGACGUUGUGAACAUCGGCAUCGGCGGCUCCGACCUGGGCCCUCUGAUGGUGACGGAGGCUCUGAAGCCGUACUCAGCUGGUGGACCGAACGUUUGGUUCGUCUCAAACAUCGACGGGACUCACAUGGCCAAAACCCUCGCUCAGCUCAACGCAGAGACCACGCUGUUCAUCAUCGCCUCCAAGACGUUCACCACUCAGGAGACCAUCACCAACGCAGAGUCAGCCAGGGAUUGGUUCCUGCAGACAGCCAAUGAUAAAUCUGCUGUCGCCAAACAUUUCGUGGCUCUGUCCACCAACGCAGUUAAAGUGAAGGACUUUGGCAUCGACACAGCGAACAUGUUUGAGUUCUGGGAUUGGGUCGGAGGUCGUUACUCGCUGUGGUCAGCCAUCGGUCUGUCCAUCGCUCUGCACAUAGGCUUUGAGAACUUUGAGCAGCUUCUUGCAGGAGCUCACUGGAUGGACAACCACUUCCGCAGCGCCCCCCUGGAGCACAACGUCCCCGUGCUGCUCGCCGUUCUGGGCGUCUGGUACAUCAACUUCUUCCAGGCGGAGACUCACGCCAUGCUGCCCUACGACCAGUACAUGCACCGCUUCGCCGCCUACUUCCAGCAGGGCGACAUGGAGUCCAACGGAAAGUACAUCACCAAAGACGGCACCCGUGUCAACUACCACACCGGGCCGAUCGUGUGGGGCGAGCCGGGGACCAACGGACAGCACGCCUUCUACCAGCUCAUCCACCAAGGAACCCGUAUGAUUCCUGCUGACUUCCUCAUUCCUGCUCAGUCUCAGCAUCCAAUCAGAGACAACCUCCACCACAAGAUCCUGGUGGCGAACUUCCUGGCUCAGACAGAAGCUCUGAUGAAGGGAAAGACUCCAGCUGAGGCUCGUAAAGAGCUGGAGGCCGGCGGCCUGAAGGGGGACGCUGUGGAGAAACUGCUGCCUCACAAAGUGUUCGAGGGAAACAAGCCGAGUAACUCCAUCGUGUUCAAAAAGCUGACCCCGUUCAUGCUGGGAGCUCUGGUUGCGAUGUACGAGCACAAGAUCUUCGUGCAGGGCGUGAUGUGGGAUAUCAACAGCUACGAUCAGUGGGGCGUGGAGCUCGGGAAGCAGCUGGCGAAGAAGAUCGAGCCGGAGCUGAAGGACGACUCCGAGGUCACGUCCCACGACUCAUCCACCAACGGACUCAUCAGCUUCCUGAAGAAGAACUUCGCCUGAGUCCUCCUCUUCCUCCCCGGCUGGCUCCUCCUCUUCCUCCCCGGCUGGCUCCUCCUCUUCCUCCCCGGCUGGCUCCUCCUCUUCCUCCCUGGCUGGCUCCUCCCACCGUGUAGUCCUGUCUCAUUGGCUGGAAUCCCGUGUGACCCGCGAGCACUUUAUGUUCCUCACAUGUAGACGUGUUUGACAAUGUGCAGAUAUCACUGUAGGUGGCGACUUUCAAAUAAAAGUCCUGUUUGUCACUGAA
Messenger RNA from Dicentrarchus labrax (European seabass), 2052 nucleotides. It is a transcript of the gene gpia, whose product is annotated as glucose-6-phosphate isomerase a. Gene Ontology annotation, biological process: glycolytic process; glucose 6-phosphate metabolic process; gluconeogenesis. The transcript has 18 exons. Gene Ontology annotation, cellular component: cytosol. NCBI's taxonomy places the organism in Eukaryota, Metazoa, Chordata, Actinopteri, Moronidae. Bases 147 to 1808 code for a protein of 553 amino acids. The record is from RefSeq and is a predicted model, not a curated record. Gene Ontology annotation, molecular function: glucose-6-phosphate isomerase activity; monosaccharide binding; carbohydrate derivative binding.